This is a messenger RNA of Wasmannia auropunctata (little fire ant), 4473 nucleotides long. RefSeq lists its product as uncharacterized. The record is from RefSeq and is a predicted model, not a curated record. The coding region runs from base 199 to 4437 and encodes 1412 amino acids. The transcript has 4 exons. Lineage: Eukaryota; Metazoa; Arthropoda; Insecta; Hymenoptera; Formicidae.
UUACACGUCCGCAUCGAUGGCAGGCGAACGCGCAGUUGUUCUGUCUACUUAACCUGUUGGGUUAAGUAGACAACUUUUUAUUACAAGAAAUAUUUGUUAAAUUAAAAAAAUUCAAAAUUGAAAAGUUUAACUCGAGAAUGAUUUUAAGGGCGGAAGAUACGCUUGCGGUCGAAUUAGUUUUGAAGUUCCAACUACGCGAUGUCUGGCUUUGCGCCGCGUCUUGAGCUGCAAAUAAUAUUCAUAAAUGUUCUAAGCCUGGCCGGCAGCGCUGUAAAGUGGAGCUGGCUCAAGGACCGGCAGCUGGAGAAGAUCUCAAACUUCUCAAUUCCGCAAUCCGACAAGUUAGACGUGGCGGAUAUCGACUGGCUUAAGACGAUUCUAUCGUGGAUUGAAGAUGCGCGGUUUGUCAUCGAUCGCUUCUCGCUUCUCGCCUACGUGGCUAACAUCUACACGAUAGUGACGCGAAGCCGGCAGAACUUGCUCGUACUUUGGAUGCUGCUCAGCUUUCUUAAAGAUAUCGUUUUGGAAGUCAUCGUGAUUGUCAUUACUUUCCUGCAAUGGCACAAGGGAAGCUUCUCGACGAGGCUCCUCGUUGAGUUCAUCUUAAUGAAAACGGUGUAUCUGGCUAUCGUGACCUGCAAGUGGUACCCGACCAUCAAGUGGUACAUGAAGCUGCGAAACGUAACAAAAUUCCGCAGAUUCACGAUAAUCGCGCGGAGAAGUAUCGCGAGUAUCGCCAACAACAUACCAGGCAGAGUCGGUCGUUCCCUCGACGACGAGUGUCUCGACAUAGCGAUAAUCAGGCGAGACAAGUACGCGAGUCUGUUUAAUCUGGACAGGCAUUCCGAGGAAUUGUCCAGCAGAGCGAACGCGAAAUCCUUGACGACCCUGGUCACCGACGACACGAGCGACACGAGCGAUUACAAUUCCGACGUCAAUGACUUGAGCGUGGCUGAAAAAUCGAUGAGGAUGCUGAACGUAACCGCGGAGGAUGUGAUGGACGCGCGUGCCAGAAUACAGGAGCGAUCUUAUUGGGAGCAAGAAGUGAUUGCAAAGACACCUGAGAUGAUAGAAAAAUUAAUGAUGUUUUCUUUAGAAAAGAAUGGAAAAGAAAUGAUCGAUACAAUAAGAAAUGGACAGUCGGCGAAAGAUAACUUAGAGAAAACCGUGAAUCGUAUCUUGAAAAAAGAAGACAUUAUGGAGCAUCUUCCGAUGAAGAAAGGAGGGAAGAAAGAUAAUGAAGAAAAAAUGGUUUUGAUUGAUGAGAAAAAGCAGCCGAGAAAUCAGGAAGAUAUCUCGCUGCUAAAAAGCGAAGAUGUCACGUCUGACAAAGCGGUGAAGAAAGAAGGGCAAAAAAAUAAUGAAAAAAUUGUUCUAGUUGAUGAGAAAAAACAGAUUUUGAUGGAAAAUCAGGAAGAUGUUUCGUUGGUAAAAAGUGAAGAAAACGUUACAUUAGACAAAGUGGGUUAUGCGGGAUCUCAUAACAUUUCUGUGGAACUAAAGAAGAAAAGGAAAGAGAAAAAGGAAGGAGUCACAAAGAUUGUGCAGUGUCCUUCGUUCGAGAAUGAGAAUGCAAGAAACGUGGAGGCUAAGCCAUGUGCCUCCCUCGUGAGAAAAUUGAAAGCGAAACUCUGUCCCGUUCAAGUCAAUGUCAAUGUACAAUUAAUGUCAACUAAUGUCAACUGUUUAAACGUAAGUAAAAAAGAGCACUAUAAAAUCUCGAAAAUGUCAUGCAGGUGCCAUCGUGCUUUGCACAACAGUUCGAAAAAUGGGAAGCACGUGCAAUCAAUCGAUAUUGAUGGUAAAAAUGUUGAAUACGAUGGAAAAAAAUUUAGGUCUUUUACACCUAUCGUCAAUAUGCAGAGGAGUAAAAUUGACAAAUCCGCGUUCAGAUAUUCAGAAGCGUACCGUUUAAAGAAGCAAAUCCAAAAAUGGGAAGAAUCUCUUGGCAAACAGUACUGGGGAAGCAAGUCCUUAGCCGAAACUGCACGUCCCUCGGGAUAUGCAAAGAACAUCAUCGACGCGCCUGAUAAAUUGUCUAUUGUGAAUUGUCGUAAAAACAUUCAGACCGAAACUUGUGAUGGAUCGACAAUGCUGAGCGAUUCUUUGAGUGAGCGACAUAGAUUGAAAGGCGAUCAGAAUCAGACGCGAAGUAAACGAACGGCCGAUUUGCGUUUCGUUUACAAUACGGCGUCAUUUAGAGAAAAGAAUUACGCGGAGGCACAUGAAAUGAAGAUGAAAGCUUUGGAAACCAGUAAUUUUAUGUUGGAGAAUAAAAGAGAGACGAGAGCGAGUAAAAGGCACGAUCUGCUGCCGGCGAAUCGCAAACUGUCUAUCGAGCAGCGCGAAGCGGUAGAGCUGAAAGCUUUGAGAUCUUAUAACAAGCUUACUUUGCUGGAGGAUAAGAAAGAAUUAGAAGUGAGAAAGGAACGCGACUCGACGUUAAAUUGCGAACGAUUGGCGAAGAAAUUCGAAGUAUCGGAGACGAAAGUUUCGAAAACUUAUGACGAUCCCAUCUUACCGAAAGACAAAAAAGGGAUAGAAAAAACGAGAGGACAUAAUUUGUCGCCAAGUUUCCAGCGAUCGAUUGAUGAACGAAGUAUCUCGAGAGUUCGUGACGAGCUUACGCGGUCGGGAAGCAAGAGAGAGCCGCAGACUGGGAGAAAACGCGAUUCAUCGAGCGAUGAAACGCCAUCGGAAUGCGAAGAAGGUGUCGAGGCUCCAGCGAGCGUCUCUAAUCGCCUUUCAAUGGGUAACUGCGAGAAUGUCACGAUCCCCGCACGUCGGAACGCAAACAGCAGCUCCGGUGUGAACGAUCGUUGUAUCGCGAGACACGCGUACAUGUCGUUGAAUCUUAUGGAGAUCACGAGGAACAUCGAAUGGACCGUUCAUCCGCGUGGCAUUAUACUCACCAACAAGAAUCUGCACGGCCGACUCUUGGAGAACGAGAGAUUUCGCGAAAGCCGACAGCGCGACAUCGUCGACGACAACACCGUCAGCACGUUGCACAGCGCUUUCUUCUUCAAGCCCGAGAUCAUAACGCGGGUCUUCCGGCGCGCUCGCAGUCAGAGAAUCGACGAGUUCUUCUUCUCGGGUCUUCCGCUCCGGCGGGAGGACUUCAGCACGGAAUUCGUUUGUCGAGUGAGCAACGAAAUGGUCGUGCCCCAUCGGGACUCGUCGUUCGAUUGCAAUCUCGAGCGAACGAUGGGAAACGAUCGAAGCUAUCUUGGAGAUUCAGUGCUCUCCAAUUACGCUGACAGUCACGACACCGGAGGCGAACACGGCUACGAUCUGCGUAUAAUAUUCUUCGAUCGGGAAGAGAUACCGAGCGAAUCGCAAACCGCGAUGGAACAUUCGACGACCUUCGGAUCCCGGGAAGACGCGCGUUCCAGCAUCGAAAGUACUCGAAUGACGAAUAUUUUGGUAUUCGACGAAACUCACAAUCGCGUGGGCAACGCGAGCAACGAUAACUCGUCAGCUCGAUUGAUCACCGGUGUAGUAAGAAACCUCGAUGUCGAGAUGUCGGAGGGGAGUGUACGCGAGAUUGCGUUGUCGGGCGAAGAAGGUGUAAGUAAUGUGAAUGUAUAUAACAAUCCACAACCUCGAGAACUUAAUGCGGAUGAUAUAAACUCUGAAGAAGAAAAUAAUAAUGAGUGUGACGGGCUUUCUUCACAUAAAAAUGCGAAUAUUGAUGACACAAUCCACGAGAUUGAGCAGACUUUGAAUUCACGCGAUGAUUGUCUGGAAAAUGUAAACGUUACGUCGUAUGCUAGUUCGUUGGAAAAAUUAAAUAAUUCGAGAGAUAAAAAGUAUUUAAGCACAACCGAUAUUCAUUCUGAAAGUGAGGUAUGCGAGGAUAAUUUAUCCUUUAAAAGUACUAAUAAUAAUACGUCACAAUUAUCCGAUGAUAAUAAUGAACAAUUUGACGUGUUGAGUAAUGAAACUGAGAAAAGUAUGUUUAAUCGUCUCUUUGAGAAUUCUUUGAAAUUAUCUUUUCCCGGUACAUCGUCACUUAUUGAAUCAGAUAAUUGCCGUGCAUUAAAAUCAUGUGAUGAAGAGCUUCAAAGAUCGAUCCAGCUUUCAGAUAGCGCAACUACGUUGGAUGAUCAAAGAAACGAAUCGAUAUCGAAUUUAGAAGCUAGAAAUUAUGAUACAAUUGCACAAUUUCGGAGUGUCGAAACUUUAAAAUCAGAAACCACGAUACAAAAUGACGCAAGAAGCCAGAGACGUGUAAAUAGAGACGAAAAAGUAAAUGAAUUCCUGGCAGAAAAAAUUUUCAAGAUGCAUUCAGACGAUAAUCUCCAGCAAGACGAUAGUUUUUCCUUUAUGUAUGAGAGACAUGAUGAUCCAGGAACACCGGUUUCGUUGGAAGACGGCAGUGUGAUGGAGGAGUUUCUAAGCGAUCCCGUAUCGCCUUUAAACUCUUCUUUCUGUUAAACGAGAAAUUAAAACGCACAUUUUCAAUGACAGAAA